Striga hermonthica is the source of this 341-nucleotide messenger RNA. The record is from the annotation of a GenBank genome assembly. NCBI's taxonomy places the organism in Eukaryota, Viridiplantae, Streptophyta, Magnoliopsida, Lamiales, Orobanchaceae.
GUUUGAUUGCUAAAUCAACAACUUUUGAAUUUGUAUUCAUUGCUUAUUUGUUGAUGACAAUAUUGGCAAAAACAAGCGUACUUUUGGCGGCCUUACAAGAAAAAAGUCAAAAUAUUGUUAAAGCCUUCGUUUUGAUUAGAACGUUGAAGGAAGAUUUGGGGAAGUUUAGGGAGGAUGGUUGGGAGGAAUUUCUUGAAAGCGUCAAGGAAUUUUGUUCUCAAAAAGGCAUUUUGGUGCCGAAUAUGGAAGAUCAUUUACCGGGUCGGCCUAGAUCUAAAAGACAAGUGGAUGACCAACCAAAGACUUACUUGCACUUUUUUCGACGAGACAUUUUUCUUCCG